Messenger RNA from Fusarium fujikuroi IMI 58289, 1494 nucleotides. RefSeq lists its product as uncharacterized. NCBI's taxonomy places the organism in Eukaryota, Fungi, Ascomycota, Sordariomycetes, Hypocreales, Nectriaceae. The record is from RefSeq and is a predicted model, not a curated record. The transcript is spliced from 5 exons. Bases 1 to 1494 code for a protein of 497 amino acids.
AUGCAUUCCUCGUGGUUUUCAUAUCCCGUUACAAAACCGUACCCGUUUCGGUGGUUUACUCCUGUGGCUAUCGCCGGCGGUUUGAUAUUGAUGGUUUUGUUUACGAUCAUCAAUCUCGCGUCGAGUGCAUUUUAUCUCAAGCCAAUUUUCACCGAUGAUCCUAAUGGUACAACUACUCAAUCAAUCCGGUGGUUCAUGAAAGCUCCUCUAAACUGGGACAAUAACAUGAAAGUCAAGUGCCAGCCCAAAAUUUUGUCUGUCGGUGAUCGUGUUUUCUCCACCAAUCUUGGUUUUCAAUAUUCCGUCAAGGCUCUCACCUCAUCAAACGACGACUCAGACUUUCGAAAGACAUAUCCUUCCAUCGCAUAUUUGAAUAAUACUCUCGAAGAUUGCUACCUAACAAAAGUCGACAUUAAUCUCCGAAAAUCAGAUGCCAGGGCGUCGAAAAGCUGGUGGCUAUCUUGGAUCACGACAUUCACCGACGCUACAGCCUCUUGCAAUGUUAUGACGAGUGAAGGGCUGGUGAACAUUACUCUUGGUGUUGAAUACACUGGUCAGAGUGAUCACAUAUAUGAUUAUGUUAUUGAAGAUGACUACAAGACUCAUGCGAGUACCUGGUGGGGAACAAGGUUACUGAAUAUCUAUUUCACGGGUAUCCUGACAACCAUGUCGCAGACCCAAGAUCUAGGGGAUGAUUCAUAUUGGAUGACGGGAGGCAUCACAUUCACAACGAACCCGAGCAUAGAGGACAUUCGCGACCCGAAGCUGUUUAACCUCGCUGGCUGGUUUCUUUCCUCUGAUGGGUUCAUCCAAAAUGAAUCUCUCAACGAUACCUCUUUCAUAAAGACCGACCCAAAGAAUCAGUUUGUCCCAGUUGUUUGGGAAAGUCUUCACUACACACGGAUUCUUCACUCCCUCAUCGCCGUUGACCUCGGAAACAAAAACGCCCCCAACCUGCUUCUGGAUGAAAAGAAUUUGCAAUACGCCAUUCUUCCGCCCGAUGAUCCAAAUCGCAAGAACGGCUCUUUUCUUAACGGCUCAUCGUUAACGGGCCAAGCUUCGCGCUAUGCCCAAAUCCCAAAGCCAGGAGCACCAAUUCCAGCCACGGAAAAGAACCUUGUUCUUCUAAACGAAACAUAUGACCGGUUCGCCAGUGAGAUGGGGCCGCUAGGCUGCAACAAUGCUACCAUAGUUUCGCAGUACCUCUGUUCUGUGCCGCAGAGUAAGAGUCCAGGUGUCAUGCUCUUGGCCAUCCUUCUUGCAGAUCUUGUGUUUCUGCAAGCAGCAUGGGUCAUUUAUAAUUGGAUUGCUGGAACAAUGUUGUCUGCGUCGCAGAUGCAGACAUGUCAGGGCUGUGUUGGAGGUCCUGUUCAAAUUGCUGAGAAGAAUGUGUUUCUGAACCAUAGGAAGGCCACGGCGACUUCGGGCAGCUACGUGAGUGUUAGUGUUGAUGAGGGGGCUGGCAGUAGCUUGUUAGUGAGGGAGGCUAAGUGA